AUGAUAAAGUUUGAAGAAUUUUUGAAGACGGUGGAAGAGGAAGCCAAUGAGCUACAAAUUGCAGAGUUUACAAGAUAUGUGGUGGAUAAAGACGGAAGAGAGAAGUUUAUCAGGCAUAUAAUUGAAGCCACCGAUCCUCAGAAGAAAUCAGUCACUUGGAAAGUAAUUGAAGGAGAUUUAUUAGAAUUGUAUAAUUCCUUCACUAUUAUCACAUCUAUUGAAGAGCAAUGGACUACAUGGACAUUUGUGUACAAGAAGAAAACUGGAGAUACCCCUGAGCCCCUAGCUGUUAUGGGUGUAGUCCUUAAAAUGACCAAACAUGUAGAGGGCCACCUUCUCAGGAAAUAG
Nicotiana tabacum (common tobacco) is the source of this 348-nucleotide messenger RNA. NCBI's taxonomy places the organism in Eukaryota, Viridiplantae, Streptophyta, Magnoliopsida, Solanales, Solanaceae. The record is from RefSeq and is a predicted model, not a curated record.